GGACGCGGAGAGCGGGGUGCUGUCUCCCCGGGUCCCCACCCUCAGCCAGGCGGGCACCACGGCAGGGGCUGAGCCACCAUCAUGGAAGGGAGAGGACCAUACCGGAUCUACGACCCUGGGGGCGGCGUACCUCUGGGCGAGGUGUCCGCAGCUUUUGAGCGCCUAGUGGAGGAGAAUUCCAGACUGAAGGAAAAAAUGCAAGGGAUAAAGAUGUUAGGGGAGCUUUUGGAAGAGUCCCAGAUGGAAGCGUCCAGGCUGCGGCAGAAGGCAGAGGAGCUGGUCAAGGACAGUGAGCUGCUGCCACCGCCGUCUCCCUCUUUGGCCUCCUUCGACCACCUGGCUGAGCUCACAGGAAAGGAUGCAGAUGUUCCAGCAACCUCCGCUGACCCUGCACACCCCAGCGACAAGCCAGAGCCAGUCCCCAAACCUCCAGCAAGUAGCACCUCCUCUGAAUUUGAAGUGGUCCCUGCCGAGGGGCAUUCUUCACCAGAGAGCGGUGGCCACACCAGAAAUACCAUGGUGACGGGCCGCAUCCCCUCCCCACUGAUGCUGCACCUGCAGCGCCUGGAGACCACCCUGAGCGUGUGCGCCGAGGAGCCUGACCACAGCCAGCUCUUCACGCACCUGGGCCGCAUGGCCCUCGAGUUCAACCGGCUGGCUUCCAAGGUGCACAAGAAUGAGCAGCGCACCUCCAUCCUGCAGACCCUGUGUGAGCAGCUUCGGAAGGAGAAUGAGGCCCUGAAGGCCAAGCUGGACAAGGGCCUGGAACAGCGGGAUCAGGCUGCUGAGAGGCUCCGGGAGGAAAACCUGGAGCUCAGGAAGUUGUUGAUGAGCAGCGGCAAAGAUGGUGCCUCCAGAUGGCCAGGCUCACCAAAGAUGGAAGGCACGGGCAAGAAGGGGGCAGCCGCACAGCAGCAGGCUGGUGAGACAGCAGGUAAAGUCCCAGAGGUGGGAGCCUUGGGUGCUGCUGAGAAGAAGGUGAGGAUGCUGGAGCAGCAGCGCACAGAGCUACUGGAAGUGAACAAGCAAUGGGACCAGCAUUUCCGGUCCAUGAAGCAGCAGUAUGAGCAGAAGAUCACUGAGCUGCGCCAGAAGCUGGCGGACCUGCAGAAGCAGGUGACUGACCUGGAGGCCGAGCGGGAGCAGAAGCAGCGCGACUUUGACCGCAAGCUCCUCCUGGCCAAGUCCAAGAUAGAAAUGGAGGAGACCGACAAGGAGCAGCUGACGGCAGAGGCCAAGGAGCUACGCCAGAAGAUCAAAUACCUGCAGGAUCAGCUGAGCCCGCUCACCCGGCAGCGGGAGUACCAGGAAAAGGAGAUUCAGCGGCUCAACAAGGCCCUGGAGGAAGCACUGAGUAUCCAGGCCUCCCCUUCAUCUCCAGCAGCAGCAUUCGGGAGCCCGGAAGGAGCUGGAGGCCUGCUAAGGAAACAGGAGCUGGUCACGCAGAAUGAAUUGCUGAAACAGCAGGUGAAGAUUUUUGAGGAGGACUUCCAGAGGGAGCGCAGCGACCGGGAGCGCAUGAAUGAGGAGAAGGAAGAGCUGAAGAAGCAGGUGGAGAAACUGCAAGCCCAGGUCACCCUGUCACAUGCCCAGCUAAAAGCCUUCAAAGAUGAGGAAAGGGCGAAAGAUGCCCUGAGACAGCAGAAGAGGAAAGCAAAGACCUCGGCAGACCGCUACCACCUGGAGCCCCACCUGGAGCAUCUCUACGGGGCCUACCCCUACGCCUACCCGCCCAUGCCCCCCGUUGUGCCGCACCGUGGCUUUGAGGACUGGUCCCAGAUCCGCUACCCGCCUCCCCCCACGGCCAUGGAGCACCCACCCCAGCUUCCCAACUCGCGCCUCUUCCACCUGCCAGAAUACACCUGGCGGCUGCCCUGUGGAGGAAUACACAAUCAGAGCUCCCAAGUGAUGGGGUCACCCACGGCCAGGCCUACGGAACCAGAGCCCACCAAAAAUGACCGUGAGGGACCUCAGUGAGACCAGUCCCUUGGCUCCACCUUCGUCUUGCAGAGCCAGCUGACUUCAGCUUACUGGAAACCUAGAGCCCACGGGCUCUCCGAGCCUCAGCCACUCGGGAGGCUGAGAUGGAUGGCCAGCUUGAGCCCUGGCCCCAACCUGAGCUGUUUAGAGACUGGGGAGGCUCCAUCCAGAAGGCGUCCAUCUGGGCCUUUCCUUUGGAGUGACUGGGAAAAACUCACUACUCUGCCACUGGGUGGAGAGAGGUGUCAUCCGGCC
Molecule: messenger RNA, 2235 nt
Organism: Lipotes vexillifer (Yangtze River dolphin)
Lineage: Eukaryota; Metazoa; Chordata; Mammalia; Artiodactyla; Lipotidae
Gene: TNIP1
Product: TNFAIP3 interacting protein 1
Exons: 18
Coding region: 82-1977 (631 amino acids)
Biological process (GO): negative regulation of canonical NF-kappaB signal transduction; negative regulation of ERK1 and ERK2 cascade; regulation of transcription by RNA polymerase II
Molecular function (GO): mitogen-activated protein kinase binding
Source: RefSeq, a predicted model, not a curated record